This is a messenger RNA of Cryptococcus deneoformans JEC21, 1325 nucleotides long. RefSeq lists its product as hypothetical. Lineage: Eukaryota; Fungi; Basidiomycota; Tremellomycetes; Tremellales; Cryptococcaceae. The transcript has a single exon. The coding region runs from base 9 to 974 and encodes 321 amino acids. The record is from RefSeq and is a predicted model, not a curated record.
CUCCUCCUAUGAAGAAGGCGAGGGAAGAAUUCCUGACGAACAAGACGGAGAUCGAAGCGAAGAAGAUAGUCAGACUGAAGGACCUGCCACACCAACAUGCCCUGCUGCUGCCACGCUUCUGCAUCCAACAGAACCUGCGCCACCUCCAACGCAGCCUCAAGAGCGACGACCUGAAGGACUACUGGGAGAAAAUGGAUCAGGAAUUGUGGGAAGAAGUGCAGAGGAUGAAAACGAGGCAGACGGAAGGCUCUGAGGCCGAGAACACGCUAGGAAAGAAGCUGGGCCAUCUCCCCGCCCGUCUCGGCGGGCUUGGUCUCCUUUCAUUCACAGAUGCAGUUCCCCUAGCCUACAAAGCGGCAGCAGCGCAAGCAGACAAGCAUCUCUCCAACAUAUUCCUCGACCUCCCAGGCGAAGCUCCUACACCAAGCCAACGCGAACUCUGUUCAUCUAUGUGGGAACUUCAGCAAACAACCAUCCUCGAAGGUCUGAAUGAUCCUGCACGCAAGAGACUCAUAGAAAAUGCAUCCAAGAUCGGCAAGCGUUGGCUCAACGUGAUUCUUUACUUCCAGCCACUUCGUUUAUCCAACCAGGAGGUCGCAACCGGCCUCCAUGAUCGAACAUUGGUCGAAUCUUCAAUUGCCAUCUGCUCCUUUUGUGGAUCUGACUCUCCCCUCGGCCACGACGAACUCUGCCGCUCCAGAAACUCCUGGGCUCAACGCCCCCACGAUUCUAUCAACCGAAUCAUUCAUCGUGGGCUCCAGAGCAUCGAAGGGGCGGUAGUUUCACUUGAUCCAAGGACUCUUGAGGGACAGAGGCGGAAUGACCUGAGGGUCAGAGGCAGGUGUGGCCUGCACGCGACUGACUACGACCUCAAGGUCUAUUGCCUCAACGACCGAGACGCCAGGAGCACGCUGAGUGCAAAAUUGCCCACCACCCCUAUCGCCACACACAUCCUCAACCGGUGCCUCUCAUGACUAGAUAAAAUCAGCGAAAAUACGGCCAAGAAGGCGCCCGUGACUCAAGCCGGGAUGUUCAAGGCAGUGGUGAUGUCGGCAGGAGGGCUGGUGAGCAGCGAGACGGCGGAUGAGAUGAGGAAGUGGAGGAGGGAGAUGGGACCGAUGGUGUUCGAAGGGAUGCUGAAGGAGAUAAGUCUGGAGCUGGUGAGAGCAAGGGCAAGGACUUUGCGAUGUGAGGAGGGGGAGAAUGAAAGAUAGGACCGGGAGACGAGAAAGGGGCUAAAUAAAAAUAAAUAAAAAAUAAAUAUCAGUAAUAACGAAGUCUGUAGUCGGGAAAACAAUAACUUAUUUAUAUUUAUUAAUUAGCAA